Messenger RNA from Rattus norvegicus (Norway rat), 7042 nucleotides. It is a transcript of the gene Hexd, whose product is annotated as hexosaminidase D. NCBI's taxonomy places the organism in Eukaryota, Metazoa, Chordata, Mammalia, Rodentia, Muridae. Gene Ontology annotation, biological process: carbohydrate metabolic process. Gene Ontology annotation, molecular function: beta-N-acetylhexosaminidase activity; hexosaminidase activity; hydrolase activity, hydrolyzing O-glycosyl compounds. Gene Ontology annotation, cellular component: nucleus; cytoplasm; extracellular vesicle. The record is from RefSeq and is a predicted model, not a curated record.
GGCGAGAGCAAUCGGAGGCCGAGCGGUGCCGGGGGAGGGGAGCGGGGGAGGCGGGGCCUUCUCGGCCCUUGGCGCUGCUCCCCCGAGGCACCUGCGGAGUUGUACGUUCUCCGGUAGCAGUGCUGCGUGACGACGUGGAAGUCACAGAGAUCCUGUUAUAGACGUUCCAAGAAAAAAAAAAAUACCAACAUGACAUGUUCCACACCAUUUAAGAUGAGAUUAGUUCAUUUGGACCUUAAAGGAGCACCUCCAAAGGUUUCAUAUCUCUCUGAGGUGUUUCCCCUGUUCCAUGCACUCGGUGCGAAUGGUCUCCUCAUUGAGUAUGAAGACAUGUUUCCCUAUGAGGGCCACCUGAGGCUGCUGAGAGCCAAGCAUGCAUACAGCCCCUCGGAAGUUACAGAGAUCCUGCGCCUGGCCAGACUCAGUGGGCUGGAAGUUGUCCCCUUGGUGCAGACGUUUGGACACAUGGAGUUUGUGCUAAAGCAUGCGGCAUUUGCUCAUCUCCGUGAAGUGGCUCCCUUCCCCAACACCCUGAACCCUCAUGAGGCUGAGUCCCUGGCCUUGGUACAAGCUAUGAUCGACCAAAUUCUGGAGCUACACAGGGAUGUCCGGUGGCUCCACAUCGGCUGUGAUGAGGUCUACUACCUGGGUGAGGGGGAGACCUCAAAACAGUGGCUACAGCAGGAACAGAACAGCCAUGCGAAACUGUGCCUGAACCACAUGCAGGCGGUAGCCAGCCAUGUGCUGACCCAGCAUCCUGGCAUAACACCCUUGGUGUGGGAUGACAUGCUACGGGACAUCCCUCAGGAACAGCUAAAAGCGUCUGGGGUGCCUCAACUGGUGGAGCCUGUGCUCUGGGACUAUGGAGCUGACCUGGAUGUCCACAGCAAAAAUUUCCUCAUAGGGAAGUACCAGGAGUGUGGCUUCCAGAGGUUGUGGGCUGCCAGUGCCUUCAAGGGAGCCACAGGGGCCAGUCAGGCUCUGCCCCCUGUUGAGCACCACAUCAGAAACCAUGAGCUGUGGCUGCAGGUGGCAGGCAGUGGGCCAGUGGAUACUCUACAAGGAAUCAUCCUGACUGGCUGGCAGAGGUACGACCACUUCUCUGUGCUGUGUGAGCUGCUCCCUGUGGGAAUCCCAUCCCUGGCUGCCUGUCUACAGUCACUUGUACAUGGAGGCUUUGCUGAGGAUGUUAGGCUGCGAGUGGAACGCUUCCUUGGGGUUUCAAGCCUGGAAAUAACGGAUACCGUAAGUGAGGGAGCUGGCUCCUUUCCUGGCAGUGACAUCCAUGCCCUCGUCACACAAAUUAGUCUCCACCUGCGCAGCUCUGUGGAUUCACUUCUGGAGAGGAACAGGUAUGUCACUGGCUGGUUCAGCCCCUACCAUCGCAGGCGGAAGCUUGUUCAUCCUGUUAUGAUCCAGCACAUACAGCCGGAGGCACUCAGCCUUCUAAGCAGGUGGAACAACCUCGUGCAGCAGCUGGAGGCAGCCCUGCAGCCGGUCUUCUACCCGGACGCCAUUGAAGAGUGGCUGGAGGAGAAUGUGCUCCCCAGUAUGCAGCGACUGCAGGGUCUGCUGCAGGACCUGGGUGAGGCGGCCGCCCAACAGCCACCACCCACCAGCCCGGGCUGGGACACAGGCCAGAACCCCUGAGGGGCCAGGGCCCUGUAUAUGACUUUGGACAACACCAAGAUUUCUCUCAGUGGCCCAGCCAGGCGGGGCCUGUGCUCCUCCUGCGGAGCCCUACGUAGACAGGUUCUCCAGCUGUAUGAACAGUAACCUUGGGUGAAGCAGAAAACAGAAAGGCACAUUUGUAAUUUGCACGUAGAGCUUUAUUACUUCUGAAAUAAAAAGACCAGGAAGUGGAAGUCCCACCAACAGAAACUUGGAUCAACUUUUUACCACCAUAGAGAAUUUCAUGCCUUCACCAAGGAAUGAGUCUCAGCACUGGGCAAUAUUGGAAGGGGAUAUGACAGCACCUAAGAGACAGACUCCUCCUUCUCUUGUCUAAAGUACCUUAAGAGUCUGUGGGCAACAAGCCAAAAACCAACAAGCUAUAUUUCACAUUUCAUCUGGGGAGAAAAAUCUCUAACUUAACCAUUUAGAAAGCUCACUUUAGCAUGUUCAAGGGACCAUGUUCCCAAGUUGGGACUAGUAGCAGUCACCUCAGAAGACCUGUUCAUAGUUCUUGCCUAACUACUGUGCUCAGCCUAGGGGCAGUAGCCUCAGGGCUGCCUUAACUUCUUUGUCUAUGUAACUCUUCUAUUUCCCAGGUCUACCUGAUGAGGUAUGGGUAUACGGCUUGGAGGAGCUCUGUGUAGACCAGAGAUCCACAGCUUCUAGCUGGAAACUUAGUAAACAGUGUACUUUUGAGGGACUUGAGUCGACUCAGAAGGAAACUAGAAGAGCAGAAAAGGACCGUAAGUGGUUGGUACCAACUUUAUUAGAAGAGGCCAUGGCCCAGGCUGGCCUUGAACUUUCUUCCCGCCCCACUUCUGAACACUGGGAUUGACAGGGCUGUGUCUCCACAUGCCUAUUUUCUUCAGGUCUUUUCAAGGCUUGAAAGGCUAAGACUCAGUUUCUGUAAAGGAGCUCCCAGGUCUUAAAGACAGCAGGAUGCCAAAAACCAAAAGAGGUGACCUUUCCUCCAGUAGCAGCUUCUUCCCUGGUUGGGUUGGGAGAGCCUUCCAUUCCUGCUGUGCUACAACAGUGCUGGGAUCUCAGACAAAGUUGUCUGAGAAGGAACAGGGUAGUCAGCAACACUCUGAUUUCUCUGAGAGUUCUGUGGCCAGGCAUUCAGCAUCCAUAGUUGCCUUCAGGGAAGCUCCUGACCACCAAGGGUGUCCAUCUUGAGGGAUGGUCAGGGAGAGUAAACAUCAGUGUUUACAGGAGUGGGUCCUUCCUACCUGCGUGUGGGUGUCUCACUCUCACUAUGAAGUGGAGUCUUGCCUACAAUAUCCUGGGGUGGCAAGGCAUCUUGAAGGCAGGCACUAGGCUUAUGCUGAAGAAAGCUUGGCAUCUUAUACUUCAGACUGCCCUUGGGCGAGCUUAUGCAGACCCGGCUGUGCUGCCCAACCCAGAGCGGCCACGGGGAAGGCACUAACUUCUGAGACCUCGCCCUCCCCUGGAUGUAGCAUCCACCCCCUGCAUCCUGACAGAUGCAGCCUUUCUGGGUUGUGGGAGAGGCCUAGCCCAUGGUUCUGCAAAGUGUAGAAGCGUAAACAAGCAAAAGGCGGGUAGUCUGUAGUAGGACUGCCCAAGGAGCCAUAGGCGGGUGUCCAAGGUCUGCCUGUACCCUUAUAAUUGGCAAGUCAGUCGGAGACGCAUCGGAAGUGGGUGACAUUCACCAGCAGCCAUUCCACACUGUCAGCUCUGGCCACCAGGGCCAUCAGGUUCACUGUCACUGCUUUGUGACCGUUCUGAGGGGCUCUCCAGGCGGUGCAGCUCCAAGAAGCUAGUGAUGAGUUUGGCAAUGGCUUCCACGUCACUAGGCAAUCAUCAAGAAAGCAGGUCACCUUGGCAAAGGGUGCAGUUCCACAACACACCACAAAAGACCCACGCUAUCUCAUCCCCUGCAGUACACCUACAUCACCCCCCCCCCCCCGUGGUCUCAAAUGAGCCCAGUAUCUCUGGCCUCAGUCCUACUCUCACUGAAGCCCCAACCCUGUUCUGAUGCCUCCUCUACAGACAGCUGCAGCAAAGCUGCUCCUAAGCACAUACAUCCUGAUCAGAGCCCCACACCCUGUCUACAACACUGAGAAACACUAAGGGAUAGCCCAGUCUUGCUUUAUGCCAAUCUUACCUGCGUCGGCCCAUGACUGCACUCUGAGUAAGGGGGUGGGAGAAGCCUGUUGCAAACCGGAGCACCACCAUGUAGCCCUUCCCAAAGUAACGGACCUUUUCCUCCUCCACAUUCACAUCCUGGAUGUCUUUCAACAGGACCACCACUGGGGACAGAAGGGUUUGCUGAUGAGCAGUCUCCCUAUGCUCUUAUCCAAUGCUCUCAACCUAUGCCACGCACAGCACAGCCUGCUGAACAGUGGGAGUAGCAUUAGUGACAAAAGCAUUUACUAGUUCACCUUCAGGACUGUGGACCCAGACUAACUUCUGGAUAAGGAUACUCAGGAGACCCAUUACAGCUGCAGUUUCAGGCAGACACUGGCUUUCCUGAGCAGUCCCACAACAGGGAUCACUAAGCUCAAGUUGCUAUCUUCAUGAAACCUGUCUGGUUCCAGUGGGGUAGCCCCGCUAGUUAGUUCUGUGCACAGAGAAACCAUCGCUUAACUAAUACAUGGCUGAUACUGCUUUCCCAAGAGCCCCUGGGAAACCUAUCUCAUCUCACUGUCACAGUGACAAGGGGGAUGACCAUGUGGCUUGGAGCCCGUGGGUACUGGCUCUCAAAUGUGCAAGGGCUUCCAACAAGCAGCCUACGGGGAAGUUCAAACAGUGCACUAACUCACACCCACAAACCAGCUCUGGUCUUCAUCUGCGCCACAUUCAGCUAUACACUGCCAGCGCUCGAUAUGAGUUAAGAGGCCUGGAUGCUUUGGGGUCUAACUUUUCAUGUUAAAAGCACAUAGAGUUUACUUGCAUAUUUUUAAUGAGCAGUAGCUGAGCUGGAUACAUAAUGGGGGAGACCUAUGAGAACCUGCUACUUCAUAACUAGGCUACCUUCCAAGCCCAUAAGCUCAAGGGUUGCGGGGUUCCUUUAACCAUUUUCUCACUGCAGGGCUGGCAGAGCUGACAAUCAGGUACAGGAUAAUCAAGAAAGGCCAAGUGGUUCCUGAAGACUCUUCUCCUGUCACCCUCGCCCAACCUAGGAGAGCUGCCAAGGAGUGUCCAUCCUUCCUGACAGGCUGAGUUCUGAAGUAGGCAAAACACCUGUCUGGAUCUGUCCCGGCAAGCCAGGAUAUGUCCGCGGGACCCUCAUUCCUCGAGCAGUUGAACUUGGAUCCAAGCCAUCCAGGCCUCACCAAACCUUCACCAACCUGUAGGUUCCCACAUCUUACCUUGAUCAUGGCCCGCUCUGAGAAGAGUCAGCAGCUUCUUGUAGAGGCUGAAUGUUUUUAAGAUGACCUUCCCAGUGCUCUUGUUGAAAAUGGCCUCCUGCAAACGAAUGCAUGCUAACCACACACAGAACUCUAGGUAGAGAGCCAAGCUGAUGCUGAGGUACAGCCCCACCACACUGGUACAAAUACAAAGCUUUCCCAGUAGAAACCCAAAGCCUCCAGGACUCUUCCAGAGCCUACUUCUGUGCCUGACAUCUGGUACUCCCCUGUGAGUAAGGGGCACACGAAAGAAAGCAGAUACAGUGGAUGUCCUUUUCUCUUUGAGUGAGAACAGGACCAGGCUGGGGAAUCUAGCCCAGUGGUAGAGCACUUGCCCAGCAGGUAUGAGGCCCCAGGUUCAAUCCUCAGUACUGGGUAAAUAAAAGAAUAAAAGGAAAGGAUGGUAAUGAGGCCAUUAAGCAAAUGCAGAAGCCCCAGUCAGGAAGCUUCAUGAAUUCUGACAAGUUCAAGACUAAGGGAAGGGGGCUUCCCCAAAAGGUACCACCUGACUUAACAGGUUCAGAUUUCUGUCAGCUAUUAUAGGUGUAUAGUGAGGACCAAGCCCUCAACCCCUGAACCUCAAAGCCUAGGAGCUAGUCUGAGUUUUCAGAAUUUCUCACAGGUCCCUGCCCUGUGUAGCCAGCCCAGCCUAGGGACAAUACAGACUUGUUGCAACAACCCCAGAGGCGUGGGGGGGCAGGGGGACACCCCACUACUGUGAGCUGAGUGUGGUGCUUUAUGCCUGUCAGAAGGCUGAGGCAAUAGGCUUGCUUUUGAGAUUGAGGCAAGCCUGCAACAAAAUAAAAUGUACUACCCAGAACCUCGGAGAAAACAGUUGUGAGUAGCUUCUAGAAGAGUCCAGAGAUGUUUACGAGCAAGAUCAAGGGAAGGCCUGAGUCCAAGUAACCAAUACCUCUGAACUGGGGCAGAUGCCUCCGAACGGGAAGGGCACUACUGUACUAUCUUACCUCCCAGUCCUCCAAGUUCUGUACAGCCACAAAGAGGCAGCCUGUGACAUAGAAGAGCUUCCAGCCCAGACUAUCUGCAAGCAGACAUAGCGUAUCAGCUCAUUAGCUACAGGAGCCAAGGUGAUGUGUCCAUAGGUGGUCCUUCCCAGCCCAGUCUUUCUUUUGGCUCAGGUUAGAGGCUUAGGUAAUGUGCUUUUGUCACCAGAAACAUGAAUAUCCCAAACUCUGAUCUAUACAGCCUUGCCAUAGACGUGGGACGCAUGUCUCUGUAGCUUCCUCUCUGUAGCAAGGUGGCAGGAAAAUGCUAAAGAGCUUUCCAAGAGGGCUUUGUAACACAGGAAGAGAUUUAAGGUACAAAGCAUGGGCUGGGAUCAUCUCCCACAUAAGGCAAGGCAGAGGCCACCCCAAAGCCACACACACCAAGACUGCUCACAGGUGACUGCUUUUUGUUCAUUUCCAAGUGCAAGGAAGCUAAAGGGGAAAGCAUACUUUACCUCCACUGUAAUAGGCAGCAGCCAGGCCAGUGGAUAAUAUUCCUGUAAAGAAAGGAGAGAGGACCUUGUUAACUAGCCAAGGGAAGUCCCAUUUCCUCACAGUGUGAUAGCUGCCAGCAAGGAGGCCUGUCUCAUGGUAGGACAGCUUGUUCAGGGGCAGCAGGUAGAGGCUACCUAGUGCAGAGCUGAUGAAAACAACUAAGAAGUUUGUUUCAAAAUGGAGGACAAGGAGACUGGAAAGAGCUUACUGGUUAAGAGCAUAUACUACUUUUCCAAGAGAACCCAGUUCAGUAAUCAGCACCCAUGUCAGGGCAUUCACAACCUCACUUCAGCUCCAGGAGACUUAAUGCUCUUCGGGACUCCACAGGCACCUAUGUGCACCCGCAUAGACCACCCCCAUAUAGAUACACAUAAUUUAAAAAUAAAGUAGGGGGUUGGGGAUUUAGCUCAGUGGUAGAGCGCUUGCCUAGCAAGCGUAAGGCCCUGGGUUCAGUCCCCAGCUCUGAAAAUAAAUAAAAAAUAAAAUAAAUAAAAA